AUGUCCUACUACGAGAACAACCCUCAAUGGUCCAAUCCCGGCCCGAACAAUUGGGAACACCAGGCGCCUCCUGUUCGUGCUGGUGAGUCGUCCCAGCCGUCGCAGCGCCAACUUCAACAACCCGAAGCCGGAAUUGACUCGAGGUUCCCGUCAACAGGUGCCAGCGGCCCCACGCCUCAGGACGACUUCGCAUUCUUCUACCAGUUCGAGGAGGUUGAUCGUGCAUACGAGAAUCUCGCCAAGAGCGGGAAGUCAUACGGAAUGGGCGGUCGACGUGAGUACCCAACCCCUGGCGGCCCCAAGAUGGGCCCUGCCGGUCCUGGUCCCGCCAGAAAGUCCCUCGACUUCACCGGACGCAUGGGAGCUGGAGCCGGUCCGCGACCGCACUCGAUGAACCAGUUCGAUGAUGCCCGAGGCCACCCGAACUCGAACCUCCAAAACUUUUACGCCUCCCAGCGCCACCAGUCCUCCCGGGGAUCCAACGACGCGGAACAGAUGAUGCAGGCCAAGAGAAGGAUGGCCGCUCAACGGGAGCGGGAGCUGCGAAACCUCCACACUGAGCAGCAAUACCAGCGAACUCUCGUUUCUGACAUCCCCUACGGCAACAAGGCCAUGUCUGAGGAGGAGACUCGCGAGCUGAUUGCUCGGCAGCGGAGCGCCUUGUACGGCGAGGGCCAGUUUGCCGAGAAGGCUGGCUAUGUGGACGAGACUGGUGCCGUGCGCCCUGGCGUCCCGGGACACAGUGGUCCCUCCAGCAUCCGUGGCCAGUCUCCCUUGACCUACGAUGUCACCCGCGGACCGCCUCCUCACGGCGAUGCCAACACGCCCGUUUCUGCCACCGACGGUCCCGGCCCCAUCGCCGGCCCUCCCGGUGAGCAGGGCUCUCGCGCAGGCAGCACCGCCAGCCCCCAGCCGAACGUCUCGAACAGCAAUAAGAGUGCCUUCGAGUCGGCCGUGAAUCAGGCUGCGGCCCGCACCAACAACUCCUCGCCGGGUGGUUCUCCGCCGCGCCAGGAGCUUCCGGGAUCUAAGCAAACCGUUGCUCCCAUCGGCACUCGGCCGUCCGGUACCCCGACUGGUGCUUCCAACUCCAAGCGGUCGACCACUCCCCUCGCCUCCCCCGGUGGCUGGGGUCGUGGCAACGGUGUCUGGGGCCCUCAGUCGUCCGGAUUGAGCCAGCCUCCUGCUAGCGUCUGGGGCUAG
Colletotrichum karsti is the source of this 1203-nucleotide messenger RNA. RefSeq lists its product as uncharacterized. The coding region runs from base 1 to 1203 and encodes 400 amino acids. The transcript is spliced from 4 exons. NCBI's taxonomy places the organism in Eukaryota, Fungi, Ascomycota, Sordariomycetes, Glomerellales, Glomerellaceae. The record is from RefSeq and is a predicted model, not a curated record.